Messenger RNA from Periophthalmus magnuspinnatus, 1681 nucleotides. RefSeq names its product cytohesin-1-like. NCBI's taxonomy places the organism in Eukaryota, Metazoa, Chordata, Actinopteri, Gobiiformes, Gobiidae. The record is from RefSeq and is a predicted model, not a curated record. The transcript is spliced from 12 exons. Bases 100 to 1299 code for a protein of 399 amino acids. Gene Ontology annotation, biological process: regulation of ARF protein signal transduction. Gene Ontology annotation, molecular function: guanyl-nucleotide exchange factor activity.
AAUAAACUCCACAAACUUCUCACUUUUGGCGACUUUAAACCGCUUUUUCUUCACAAACGCCGGGUUAUUUCCAAAAGCGAGUCAAAGAAGAGGCUAAACAUGGUGCUGAAGUCUGAAGACGGGGUCGUCCCCGAUGACCUGAGUCCAGAGGAGAAGAAAGAGCUGGAGACGAUUCGCCGCCGAAAAGAAGAGCUGCUCCAAGACAUCCAGAGGCUGAAGGAUGAGAUCGCAGAGGUGACCAGCGAGAUAGAAAACCUGGGGCAGUCUGAAGAACGGAAGAGCAUGCAGAGGAGCAAACAGAUGGCCGUGGGACGCAAGAAGUUCAACAUGGAUCCCAAGAAGGGGAUCCGUUUCUUGAUCGACAGCGGCCUGUUGAAAAACACCAGUGAUGACAUCGCUCGAUUUCUGUACAAAGGGGAGGGGCUAAACAAGACCGCCAUCGGGGACUAUCUGGGAGAGAGAGAGGAGUUGAACCUCCGUGUGCUUCAGUCGUUCGUUUCUCUUCAUGAGUUCUCAGACUUACACCUGGUCCAGGCUCUGAGGCAGUUCCUCUGGAGCUUCAGACUCCCCGGAGAAGCUCAGAAGAUCGACCGCAUGAUGGAGGCGUUCGCCGGGAGAUACUGCAGCUGUAACCCGGGGGUGUUCCAGAGCACGGACACGUGUUACGUCCUCUCCUUCGCCGUCAUCAUGCUCAACACCAGUUUACACAACCCCAACGUCAAAGACAAACCCUCAGUGCAACGAUUCACCGCCAUGAACCGCGGCAUCAACGACGGAGGAGACCUGCCCGACGACCUGCUGAGGAAUCUUUACGAAAGCAUCAAGAACGAGCCGUUUAAAAUCCCCGAGGACGACGGGAACGACCUGACGCACACGUUCUUCAACCCCGACCGCGAGGGCUGGCUCCUCAAACUCGGAGGGAGAGUGAAAACCUGGAAAAGACGCUGGUUCAUCCUCACGGACAACUGUCUCUACUACUUUGAAUACACAACUGACAAAGAGCCGAGAGGAAUCAUCCCCCUGGAAAAUCUGAGCAUCAGAGAAGUGGAGGACGGAAAGAAGCCGAACUGUUUCGAGCUGUUCAUCCCGGAGCACAGGGACCAGGUGAUAAAGGCGUGUAAGACGGAAGCCGACGGACGAGUGGUGGAGGGAAACCACACCUUCUACAGGAUCUCUGCUCCAACCAGAGAAGAGAAGGAGCGAUGGAUCGACUGCAUCAAAGCCGCCAUCAGCAAAGACCCGUUCUACGAGAUGCUCGCCGCUCGAAAGAAGAAAGUGUCCGCCCACAAAGGACCGUAGACCGCCCCCGCCGUUUGACGAUGACGCGCGGAACUCUGAUGGAAUCGCCGUGGUUACAGCUUCACGUUUCAGGAGCUUCUGGGACUCGAACACUUCAAACUGUUAAAGGUCCAUUAUGUAACCUUUCUUUCGUCUCCAUGGAGAUGUUACCGCUUUGUCUGAGCAGGUCACGCUACUGAGCCAGAUCUGCGGAGAGGCCACCCCUCCGUCCACUCACAGCAAGAGGUUUUAUUUUUAUUUUUAAAGGCAAUAAACAAACGUAAAGAUUAAAUAAGUGUAAAAAGAUGCCGAAUGCCGCACUGUGGGACAUUACAGGCAGCGCAGUGACAUCUCCAUGGUAACCAGCACAAAAAAGUUCCAUAGUGCACCUUUGUAAAACGGC